AAGUUCAGCUGAAGGCUGAAGCAGGAGCUGGAUCAGCCCCUCAGUAAGGAGUUAUUCAUCCUCCUCUGAAGGAUCACAGUUCAAGACUCUGGGAGGUCAGCCCCUCUAUUCCUUCAUCUUUAUGCCAAGUUCCAGUUGCAGCUGCCCAGCCUGUGGGGACAGUGUGGGCCUUGGAUGAAGGGGCCUCUCUUUUUACUCUGCUUUGUGUCAGGCUUUGGAAGCUGGAAGGACUUCCUACCCCCACCUGCCAAGUCAGAGCAAAAGAGGUGGCAGCCACAGCAGCCUCAAGGACCUCAACAACUAUGGCCUCCUGCCCAGAUUCGGACAAUAGCUGGGUGCUUGCUGGCUCAGAGAGCCUGCCUGUGGAGACCCUGGGCGCAGAAUCCAGGAUGGACCCAGAGCCUGAGAGAGCGCCCCAGGCCCCUUGGAGCCCCUCCAAGGCGGAUGGUGAAGAAUUAGCUGGGACCUUGGAUGGAAAAGAGACCCUCUUCCAGAGUGAAAGCUCCCAGUCUGGUCCCAUUCUGCCAGAGGAGACUGAGGCCAAGGGCGUCCCGGAAGGUGAUGGUCAUGGUGUGGAGUUCCCUGGCUCAGGAGACACAGUGGCCCAGGGAGACUUGGAGGAGACCCCCAUGGUGGCAGACCUGGGACCAGACACACAGGACCUGGAGGAUCAGAGACCCCAACAGAGCCUGCCCUCAUUCCCCAAUGCAGCUUGGAGCGGGGAGGAGGACCACUGCACCAGCAGCGAGGAUGACACCCACGUGGACGUGGAGGGUCUGCGGAGGCGGCGGGGCCGGGAGCCCAGCGCUCCUCAGCCUGCAGUGCCCCUGACUAUAGAGGACGAGGCCGGAGGCGAGGGUGUAAGCGAGGAGCUGGGCAUCUCCCUCAACAUGUGCCUCCUCGGCGCCCUGGUUAUGCUGGGCCUGGGGAUCCUCCUCUUCUCUGGUGGCCUCUUGGAGUCUGAGAACGGGCCCAUGGAGGAAGUAGAACUGCAGGUCUUUCCAGACCCCACGGUGGACAAUGAGAUGUUGAAUGCUGGGGGGGAUGGGCAGGAGGGGCGAAGGCAGCAGCUGCAGGCCUCAGCGCCCCCUGACAGUGGCCCCAGCCUGCAGAACAUGGCCCUUCUGCUGGACAAGUUGGCCAAGGAGAACCAGGACAUCCGGCUGCUGCAGGCCCAGCUGCAGGCCCAGAAGGAAGAGCUUCAGAGCUUGAUGCACCAGCCCAAAGUGCUAGAAGAAGAGAAUGCCCAGCUCCGAGGGGCCCUGCAGCACGGCAAGGCCUCCCAGAGGGCACUGGAGUCCGAGCUGCAGCAGCUGCGGGCCCGCCUCCAGGGGCUGGAGGCUGACUGCGUCCGGGGAACAGAUGGGGUGUGCCUCACCUGGGACAGAGGCCCACAGGGUGGCCAGGUCACCAAGGAGCAAGGCCCUCAGGGGCAGGUGCCAAGCACUGGCUUCCUAGAGCAGAAGGAACAGCUAGAAGCUGAGGCCCAGGCACUAAGGCAAGAGUUGGAGAGGCAGCAGCGGCUGCUGGGGUCUGUGCAGCGGGACCUGGAGCAGAGCUUAAGGGAUGCAGGCCAAGGAGACCUAGCUCACGCUGGCCUUGCUAAGCUGGGUCACAGGCUGGCUCAGAAGCUGCAGAGUCUGGGGAACUGGGGGCAGCACCCUGGGGUCCCUGGCAAUGCCUCAGAAACGAGUCAGGAGCGGCACUUCCAGAGUUCUAGAGAGCGGAGUGGAAAGGAAAAGUGGCGGGAUGGGCAUGGGGACCAGAAGGCUGAGCAUUGGAAGCAUAAAAAAGAGGAGUCUGGCUGGGAAAGGAAGAAGGGCUGGGGGGGUAAGGAGGACAGGGAGCAGGCAGGGAGGUGGAAGGAGGGCAAGCCUAGGCCAGAGGAGUGGGACAAGAAGGAUGGUAAGCAACAGAGCCCCAAGGAGCCCCCCAGGAAAAGUGGGAGCCCCCACUCCUCUGGAGAAAGGCAGAAGCACCCUCAGGGGAAGGAAGGGGCCAAAGACAGACAUGAGCCUCUGUCAUUCUGGGCAGAGCUAUCGAGACACAAGUACCGGGCACCCCAGGGCUGCUCGGGCGUGCACGAGUGUGCCCGACAGGAGGGCCUGGCCUUCUUUGGCAUGGAGCUAGCCCCAGUGCGGCAACAGGAGCUGGCCUCUCUGCUGAAGACAUACCUGGCGCGGCUGCCCUGGGCCGGGCAGCUGACCAAGGAGCUACCACUCUCGCCUGCUUACUUUGGUGAGGAUGGCAUCUUCCGCCAUGACCGCCUCCGCUUUCGGGACUUUGUGGACGCCUUGGAGGACAGCCUGGAGGAAGUGGCAGUGAGACAGACAGGUGAUGAUGAUGAAGUGGAUGACUUCGAGGACUUCAUCUUCAGCCACUUCUUUGGAGACAAAGCACUGAAGAAGAGAUCUGGGAAGAAAGACAAACACUCUCGGAGCCCCAGAGUUGCGGGGCCAAGGGAGGAGCACAGGCACCACCGCAGAGGCUGAGGCUGCUGUUAUCUGCUCCUGGGGACUGUUAAACUGCCAUCUCUCCUGGCUUGGUUGGUGUCCUUGGAUGUCCUUCACAGAGGAGAGCGAAAUCACCCAGCCCUGCACUGAUGCCACUUUCGCUAGAAAAAGACCUUAGAUGGGCCUGCCUUGCUGUCUAUGCAAAUGUGUACAAAUGUUUAGGACCCUGGGCUGGGACCCUUGGCAGUCUGAUUGUGUCUGGCCAGAUGGGAAAGGGAAUGGGA
Miniopterus natalensis is the source of this 2737-nucleotide messenger RNA. The record is from RefSeq and is a predicted model, not a curated record. NCBI's taxonomy places the organism in Eukaryota, Metazoa, Chordata, Mammalia, Chiroptera, Miniopteridae.